UCUUUGUUUUUUGACGUUCUGUUUCUAUUAUUUAAGUUAUUAACAAAAAUAUAAUUAUUCCUAAUGUAUCUUUAUUUAAUAAUCACAUAACGUCGUACCAAAAAGAUCUGUGUUCCUAUUUGUGUCAUGACUGAUUUGGAAAGUACGUGUGUAAACGCCCCAAGUGAACAAUUAAUUACCAAGGAUACAAACGCCCUAAAAAUAAAAAAUAAUUUAUUGAAAAAUGGAUUUAAAUUGGCUUUGAACCGAAAAAAUGGAUAUCAGAACAUUCUCUCGAAAAGUAUUGAAGAUUUACAUUGUCAGAAAUUAAUUAGCGAAAGUGAUUCUCCAAUACACGAAUCGAAAGAUAUUUUAACAAAGAAAUCUAGCUCAAAUGGAAGUCCAACAAGUGAUAAUUGGUUUAAAACUUGGCCGGAACGAUGUGAUAAAGUAAAAAGUGUAGAAUCCAGUCCUGAAAAUACCAAAUGUCAAAGAAAAACAGUUAAUACUCGUGAAGAAACCUCAUGUAACAAGUUGACACUCAAUGAAGCAUUAAAAAACAUAUCACUAGCAUAUAGUCCUCUAACUAAGCAGUUACAUUUUGUAGAGAGCAAUACAUCUUUUGAAUCAACUAAAUCAUCAGGCAAUGAUACAUUUCACAAAGAAACUGAUGAUUUUGACAAUAAUUUUUUAUGUAUCGAAGUUGAUAACACUGAACAAAGUUUAACUCAGGAAUCUCUAAAUAGUGUUUGUAAUGUAUCAAAGAAACUAGGACAUCGAAGAAUACAGGAAGGGUCUUAUUCAAGUACAAUAUCAACUUUAAGUGAACCCUCUACAUCUGGUAGUUUGAUAGGUAGUGAAGAUCGAUCUCUUUCUAAUUUUGAAGAUGAUAAUUUAACUGAAAAUAAGUCAAGAAGAAAAAGUCUUACACACUUUCUUACUAAGAAUGUGUUUUCUUGGAAGUCGGCAGUAGGAACUGAGAACAAUAGUAGUGUUUGGAAAAUAUUUGGAAGUCGCUCAAAUCAGUGUGCUAAUUCACCUCUACAUACAGUCGCCAGUUCUUCAGCUCUAAUCCAGUUAAAGCGUCCAUCAUCAUUGCCUGCAAAAACUGUUGAAGAAGAGCAGAGGCAUGCUCAAGAAUAUAAUGAGAUAUUAGCUGCUGCAAAGAAAAAAGAAGCAAAGACUUCUGCAGCCAAGGAAAAACAAAAGAAAUUGCAGUUGCAACAAGAAGAGCAACAAGCAAUUUCAACUAAACAUUUUAUACAAAAUGUCUUGCCAAAUUGGAACCAAAUGGAGAAAAAUAAAAGGACACAAGAAUUAUGGUGGCAGGGUUUGCCAUCUAGUGUAAGGGGUAAAGUGUGGCGAUUGGCAAUAGGUAAUGAGCUGAAUAUUACACCUCAACUCUAUGAAAUUUGUUUAACACGGGCUCAGAACAGACUGAACAGUCCAGAACCUUCCCAAAGUGAUUAUGAGAAUGAUCAGGAGAGCAGUAUGGAUGUCAUUGAAUUGGAUAUAUCGAGAACCUUUCCAAAUUUGUGUAUUUUUCAACAAGGGGGGCCUUAUUCCGAAGUUCUUCACUCACUGUUAGCAGCCUAUGUUUGUUUUAGGCCAGACGUUGGAUACGUGCAAGGAAUGUCCUACAUCGCCGCGAUACUCAUCCUCAACAUGGAGGCGUGCGACGCUUUCGUCUGCUUCGCCAACCUGCUCAACCAGCCGCUCCAUCUGUCGGCGUUCACGCUGAACCAGGAUCAAAUGAACGCCUACUACGCCGCCUACAAUCAGGUGUUCAACAGUAACCUGCCUCGCCUGUAUUCGCACUUCGAGAACGCUGGUCUGACGCCGGAUUUGUACUUGCUGGAUUGGAUAUACACGGUGUUCGCCAAAGCCAUGCCGUUGGACGUCGCUUGUAGGGUCUGGGAUUUGUUCUUGAGAGAUGGGUACGAGUUUGUGUUCCGGACUUCUUUAGGCAUUCUCCAUUUGUACCAAUCCACAUUGCUGACAAUGGAUUUUCUCCACGGAGCGCAGUUUCUCACCAGGCUUCCAGAGGACAUGUCUUCAGAUCAAUUGUUCAAAAGCAUCCAGUGCGUGUCAACGAGUAUCGGCAAAACGUCAUUUGCCCAAAUUGUAGAGAAAUGCACCUGCCUGACUGAUUUGUAUAGAUAGUUGUAAGUAAAAAAGAAUUAAGUAAUAAUAUUCUCUGGCCCUCAGGCUUAUCAGUGGUUUGGCUUCUUCAUUGGCCAAAAUUAACAUUCCGCUGUAUUUGAAGUGAUAUUCAAAAUUAAAAAUUAUUUAUUUCUAUCUAGGUAAAUUUACUGGACUGAGAGCUUUGAAUUAUUUUAUCAUUACAAAUAUACUGCUAUGAUAUUUUUAAUAUACAUAUAAGCAAUAAGUAUCAAGCAAUAGUAUUUUAUUGUAAUUUUGUUAAUGUCUCUUUUUUUCUAGCACAGCUAAUAUUUGUCUUACAAAAAGGUUUAUUCAUACUUACUAGUGUUGGAUCGUGUUCAUAUUGGUACCGUUGAAGCGGUAAACUUUACGCGUAUAAUACACACCUAAUAUACCGUGUUUUUCAUAAGUUGGUCACCCCCAUAACUUUUACUUUUUCGCACAAAAAAAUAGUAUAUUAUUUUAUUAGGAGUAAAAAUGACACUUUUUGUGGCGAGGCUGUACGUUUGGUUUGGUUUGGU
This is a messenger RNA of Sitophilus oryzae (rice weevil), 2663 nucleotides long. RefSeq names its product TBC1 domain family member 12-like. Lineage: Eukaryota; Metazoa; Arthropoda; Insecta; Coleoptera; Curculionidae. The transcript has 8 exons. The record is from RefSeq and is a predicted model, not a curated record. Bases 127 to 2142 code for a protein of 671 amino acids.